Molecule: messenger RNA, 3806 nt
Organism: Oryza sativa Japonica Group (Japanese rice)
Lineage: Eukaryota; Viridiplantae; Streptophyta; Magnoliopsida; Poales; Poaceae
Product: putative disease resistance protein RGA3
Biological process (GO): defense response to other organism
Molecular function (GO): ADP binding
Source: RefSeq, a predicted model, not a curated record
UAUUUGGGCCAUCACAGUCAUAAGUUAGACACGUUAUUAUUGAUGGCAAUCUUUUUCUUCAAUUAAUAACAAGGUAGUUUUUAAACCUUACUUGCGGACAUGUUGACUUAAUAUUUUUUACUUUAUUUAUAACACAAAUAAUAUAAUAGAUAUAUAGACUGUUGUCCUCUUCUCCUUCUAUACAAGCAUUCAAGAAAAAUAUAGCAGCGAUAGUGACAUAUACCCCUAGUUUUAUUGCAAUCUGACGUAUCCCCAAGCAGGUAUCAUGUAUUGUAAACGGAGGUUGCAUACUUGCUCAUCACUCAUCAGCCAACCAAACCACCGAUUCCAGAACACAAAAUAUUUGUACAUAUUUUGGCUCACCGGAGCAUCCUUCAUCGGCCAUGGCGUCCUCGAUCCUGUCCACUCUUGCUGGCUUUUUGGCCAAAGUAUAUACUUCAGUCCAAGUACCAUCUUGCUCUUCUUGUGAUCCUAAAAAAUUACCAGCUACUGCAUCUGAAUUCGAUGAGAUGAAGGUCAUACUUUGUAGAAUUCGAGCUGUGCUAGCUGAUGCGGAUCGGAGGGAGAUAGAAGAUCUGCAUGUGAAUAUGUGGCUAUAUGAGCUCAGGCAAGUCGCAUACGAUUUGGAGGAUAUCAUCGAUGAGUUGUCCUACAAGACAGUCCAGCCUGAAGCAGAGACGAACACCCAUGAACAUGCUGAUCUCAAAAGGAAGUUUGAGGUACUUGAUACUGUAAAUUCUCCAGUGCAUGAUCAUGAAGAAUCCCUAGAUACAGAUAUGCUUGACAAAAUCAGCAAGGUCAGAAAUAGACUUAAAUCCAUUAACAGUUUUCGUGAAAGCCUCUCGCUGCGAGAGGGUGAUGGGAGAAUCAGAGUAAGCACCACCAGCAAUAUGCGUGCUUCGAGUUCUCUAGCUAGUGAGACAGGGACCUUUGGAAGAGAUGGAGAGAAAAAUAAGUUACUUGACAGCCUUCUGAAUAAUGACAAUGGUACUGACAACAACUUACAGGUGUUCUCCAUAGUGGCAAUGGGAGGCAUGGGGAAAACUACACUAGCAAAGCUCAUCUACAACGAUGAACAGGUGAAAGACCACUUUCAGAUAAGAGCUUGGGCUUGGGUAUCAGAAGUUUAUGAUGUGACAAGGACAACGAAAGCCAUUAUUGAAUCUAUUACCAGAGAAGCUUGUGGUCUGACUGAGCUGGAAGCGCUUCAGAAUAAGCUACAGCAUAUUGUUUCAGGAAAGAGAUUUUUGAUCGUCCUUGAUGAUAUAUGGAUUAUAAAUUUGCUCCAGUGGGAUGAAUUGCGGCAGCCUCUAGACCAUGGAGGUAGAGGAAGCUGUAUUGUGACAACCACAAGGAAUCAAAACGUUGCACAGAUCAUGAGCAGGUUGCCACAAGUUAAUUUGGAUGGCCUGAAUCUUGCAGCAAGUUGGGCAUUGUUCUGCCACUGCAUUAGGCAAGGAUGCCAUUCUCUCAAGCUCUCUGGAACUCUUGAGACCAUUGGUAGAGGUAUAGUUGAGAAAUGCAGCGGUGUUCCUCUGACGAUAAGGGUGAUUGGAGGCCUACUUUCUUCUGAAACCAACGAGGAAACAUGGAAUGAAAUCCUUACCUCCGAUAUUUGGAACUUGACCGAGGGGAAGAACUGGGUUCUUGAUGUAUUGAAGGUGAGCUAUGUUCACUUACCAGCUGAGAUAAAACCAUGUUUUCUCUAUUGUGCACUGUUUCCCAGAGGACACAUGUUUGAUAAGGAAAAUAUUGUGAGGAUGUGGGUUGCCCAUGGAUAUCUACAGGCAACACACUCAGAUCGGAUGGAAUCAUUAGGCCAUAAAUACAUCUCUGAACUAGUUGCAAGAUCAUUCUUUCAGCAACAGCAUGCUGGAGGUCUUGGCUACUAUUUCACAAUGCAUGACCUUAUCCAUGACCUGGCAAAGUCACUUGUAAUAAGGGAUCAAAAUCAAGAACAGGAGCUCCAGGAUCUACCAAGCAUCAUCAGUCCAAGGGUUGACAUCAUCGGAAGCAAAUAUGACCGGCACUUUUCAGCCUUCCUCUGGGCCAAAGCACUGGAGACUCCUUUAAUAGUACGGUCAAGCAGAGGACGAAAUCAAGAAUCAUUGCGAUCACUGUUGUUAUGCUUAGAGGGUAGAAAUGAUGAUUUCUUACAGGUAAACUUCACUGGUAAUUCUAUCAUGUUGCACUUUGAAAGGGAUUUCUUCACAAAACCUCAUAUGCGCUUUCUACGAGUGCUGGAACUUGGCAGCUGCAGGCUAUCUGAACUGCCCCACUCUGUUGGUAACUUGAAGCAACUAAGAUACCUUGGUCUUUCUUGCACAGAUGUUGUAAGAUUACCUCAGGCGGUAUGUAGCCUCCACAAUCUGCAAACACUUGACCUGAGAUGCUGCAGGUUCCUAGUUGAGCUUCCCAAAGAUAUAGGACAAUUACAAAAUUUGCGGCAUCUUGAUUAUAAUGUCUUAGGAAGAAAUGAUUCUACAAUACCAGUCUGCAAGUUCAAAAGUUUACCUGAGGGCAUAGGAAAGUUGACUAAACUGCAAACACUCCCUGUUUUCAUUGUGCACUUCACUCCAAUGACAGCAGGAGUGGCAGAACUCAAAGACCUGAACAAUCUGCAUGGGCCACUGAGCAUUUCGCCCCUUGAGCAUAUUAAUUGGGAGCGCACUUGUGAAGCAAGAGUUGCGGACCUGAUAAAAAAAGUGCAUGUUACACGAUUGUGUUUGCGGUGGAACAGCCACAUACGCUAUGGGGAUAACUCUAAACCACAAGAGAAAUCCUUGGAAGAAUUUGACAGGGAAGUACUUGACAGCCUUGAACCUCAUAAUAAAAUCCAAUGGAUUGAAAUUGAGAAGUACAUGGGCUGCAGUUAUCCCAAGUGGGUUGGACAUCCCUCCUUUAACCGACUAGAGACAGUAAUCAUCAGUGAUUUUUCGUCUGAUUCUCUUCCACCAUUAGGACAACUUCCACACCUUAGGCAUCUUGAGGUCAGGGAGAUGAGACAUGUAAGAACUGUAGGAAGUGAAUUCUAUGGUGAUGGGGCAGCACUACAACGAUUCCCAGCUCUUCAGACAUUGCUGUUUGAUGAGAUGGUAGCGUGGAAUGAGUGGCAGCGUGCUAAAGGCCAACAGGAUUUCCCUUGCCUCCAGGAGCUUGCCAUCUCCAAUUGUCUUAGCUUGAACUCUCUAUCACUGUACAAUAUGGUAGCUUUGAAGAGGCUUACCGUCAAGGGUUGUCAAGAUCUUGAGGCAAUAAAAGGCCUAGAAGAAUGUUGGGUGUCAAUAAAUCAUAGUCAAAUCAACUGUACAGAUACUUCAGGAUAUAGUGAAAUUGUGGAUGGAAAUGGGUCAGAAUGCCCCAACUCAACUCUACCAGCGAGACUUGAGGUCAUACAGAUUUACGAUUGCAUGUCACUCCCAAAUUCAAGCCUUCAACAAGCAAUAGGGAUUACGAGGGUUUUCCGACAAAGGUCAAACUCAGACAUGGUUUACCCUGAUCAGAAGGAAGUUGAUGAGAGCAUUGUUCUGAUCAUAUAGUGGUCCAGGCCAAAGGAUAUUUUACCUACUUACCACAUAAAGAGGAAGAUGAAGAAAUUUUCUUGAUUUUAAUCAACAAAUCACUCACGUGAAAAUUACCAUGCAUGUACAUGCUUCUACUAUCCUCUUGACAAUUAAGAAUGCCCAAUAUGACAUUUUGAAAUUUACUGUAAAGAGCAAAUAAUAGGAAGUAUUGAUACCAAGCAAUGUCAUCUACCUGUACACUGUCACAUCACUAGUUAUUUUUCCCCUACAGUGUUUAGUGCA